GGGCGGCAAAGGGGGCGAAGCCUUGUCUGGGCAGCUUCGCUUGUGUUUUCCUUACUUGUUUUCCCCACGUUUUAAGUGGGAAUACACGUUCGCAUAUGAAUGUAGUUGCAUCCAGCCCGUGGCUCGCCGGGUGGUUCCUUACCCUGCUGUACGCUGAGGCCGAACACUUGCACGCCAAGAAUUCAUUGUUGUCGGUGCUUUGAUAACCCCUCAGCUUCAGGCGCUUGUAUGAAGGUACCAUAUACACAGCCCCCGGGAAAAGUUGUGGCUGAUGAAGAAAGACCGUCAAUUCAUUGUCGGUGAUGGACACCCCCACCCACAGCACCUUGCACCUGAGUGACUGGCAGAAAAGUUACUUUGCUGUUACCUCUGGCACCUGCACACCCAGACAGAAGGCAGAUGAAUACCGUGCCAAACUCCUGCGUGUUCAGUAUGCAUGGGCAAACUCUGAGAUCUCUCAGGUCUGUGCUGCCAACCUGUUUAAAAAAUACGCAGAGAAAUACUCUGCAAUUAUUGACUCUGACAACACAGAGACUGGCUUGAAUAACUAUGCCGAAAACGUACUGACUUUGGCAAAGUGUCAGCAAAAUGACAGUGACAAGUGGCAAUCUGCCUUGACAACAGAUAAUGUACUUGAAUUAAAGUGUGUGCAAGAGAGGAUGCAGGCUGGCAAAAAUCUCCAUCCUGCUCAGAGGGCACCAGCAGAUGCCUGUGUACCAGCUGAUAAAGGGGUCAGUGCCUCUGCUGCUCCAGGUCUUUCUAAACUUGGUGUCUUCAGCAGUGCCAGAGAGGCUGAGCUCUGUGCUGGCUCAGCAAAAUGUGCAAGGCAGGGGCUAGAUAUCCUUCAGCAUCCCUCAUCUUCAAAGUCUCUUCAGAGCAGUGUGCCUCCUGUGACCAAAACAUCGGGUACACUGGCUGCCUCUUCACCCUCCUUAAACGAGCAGGUCCAUGCAGAUUUCCAGGCAACUCCGUUAUUUGGAAGUAAAGACACAGCAAGUAUUUCUCUGAAAAUGUUGAGUAACUCUUGUGAUAGUCAAAAUUUGUCUCUUUCCAAUCAGUCAGUACCUGCUUGGUCUGCAAAUUCUGGAAAAAGAAAAGCGUUUUACAGUUUGGCUGAUGAAGGCAGCACAGUGAAUCCUUGCCUUGUUCCGUGCCAGGCCUCCAUUAUGACAGAAAACAGUAGCUUUUCAGGAAAUAGAAGCAGAAAUGAAGAGAGCGGUUUUCCUAGUUUCAGGACUGCAAAAGAACAGCUGUGGGUGGAUCAGAAGAAGAAACCUCAAAACCUACCCCAGCGUACACCAGUCUCAUCUUACGGAGGUGUCAAAAAAUCACUAGGUGCAGGCAGGUCUCGGGGUCCAUUUGGCAAAUUUGUCCCUCCAGUUCCAAAACAAGAUGGAAAUGAAAAUGGAGGAGCACAGUGUAAACCUCAUGCAGGAGGAGCAGCAGAUCCAUUGCUGCCUGUAGAUGAACGACUGAAAAGCAUAGAACCAAAAAUGGUUGAACUCAUUAUGCACGAGAUCAUGGACCAUGGGCCUCCUGUUAACUGGGAUGACAUUGCUGGAGUUGAAUUUGCUAAAGCUACCAUAAAAGAAAUAGUAGUGUGGCCCAUGCUGAGGCCAGACAUCUUCACUGGGUUACGUGGUCCUCCUAAAGGAAUUCUUCUCUUUGGUCCCCCUGGGACUGGCAAGACUCUCAUAGGCAAGUGUAUUGCAUGCCAGUCUGGAGCCACUUUUUUUAGCAUCAGUGCCUCUUCUCUGACUUCCAAGUGGGUAGGGGAGGGGGAAAAGAUGGUGCGUGCACUGUUCACUGUGGCACGAUGUCAACAGCCAGCAGUGAUUUUCAUUGAUGAAAUUGAUUCUCUGUUGUCUCAGCGAGGAGAGGGGGAGCAUGAAUCGUCAAGAAGGAUAAAAACUGAAUUUCUGGUCCAGUUAGAUGGGGCAACAACCUCUUCUGAGGAUCGUAUUCUAGUGGUUGGAGCAACAAAUCGACCCCAAGAAAUUGAUGAAGCUGCCCGGAGGAGACUUGUGAAGAGGCUGUACAUUCCUCUUCCAGAAGCCUCAGCUAGGAAGCAGAUUGUUACCCGUCUUAUGUCAAAGGAGCACUGCUCUCUAAAUGAUGAAGAAAUUGAACUCAUAGUUAAGAAAUCAAAUGGAUUUUCAGGGGCAGACAUGACACAGCUUUGUCGAGAAGCUUCUCUGGGCCCUAUCCGCAGUCUUCAGUCCAUGGACAUUGCAACCAUCAUGCCAGACCAGGUGCGGCCUAUUGCUUUCCUGGACUUUGAGAGUGCCUUCAGAACUGUGCGGCCCAGUGUCUCCUCAAAGGACCUAGAGCUGUAUGAAACCUGGAACCAGACCUUUGGUUGUGGUAGAUAAUCGUAUCCUGUCUGCUUUGCAGAAGUGUUUCUUUGGUGUGUAUUAAAUCCAGGAUAAUUUAGGGUCUCUGUGCCUGUUUUUGCAUCUGUCUUUGA
Calypte anna (Anna's hummingbird) is the source of this 2467-nucleotide messenger RNA. It is a transcript of the gene FIGNL1, whose product is annotated as fidgetin like 1. The record is from RefSeq and is a predicted model, not a curated record. The coding region runs from base 303 to 2372 and encodes 689 amino acids. The transcript has 2 exons. NCBI's taxonomy places the organism in Eukaryota, Metazoa, Chordata, Aves, Apodiformes, Trochilidae. Gene Ontology annotation, molecular function: microtubule severing ATPase activity; ATP binding; ATP hydrolysis activity.